AUGGAGGAAGAAGAUGAAUUUGUAGGUUGCAUUAGUUGCACGAAUACUAAUGAUUUAUGCGACCUGUUUGUUGCGUACGGUAACAAUGAAGAAACAUACGGGCAGAUGCUUGAAACCUGCUUUGAUGUUAAAGUGUCUAAGUAUUUCAAAUAUAUCUGCACAAAUUGCGUCGAAAAAUUGGAAAAGUCUUACACAUUUAAAAGUCAAACGAUUAAAACGAUAGACACGUUGCAAACUAUUAAAGAUGAAGAAUAUCUAGACGAGGCGAUAUUGGAAGAUGAAGAAGAUGAGGUUGGAUCUAAAAAAGGUGUAAAGAAACUCGGUGACUGCGGUGAUGACGAAAUCGAACCUAGGACCGGAAGGAAGGUUCGCGAUUGUCACUUGUGUGGUGCGUCGUUGAGGAAUCUGGCUGAUCAUUUUAAUAGAUGUCAUAAUCCAAACAUGGAAAGGCAAGGACGCCAAUAUGCCUGUCACUUCUGUGACAAUGUCUACAACAGCAAGAAGGCUUGCUUCACACACCUCAGGAUGAAACACGGCUUGAAACUCUGUAACGACCACACGCCCAAGUACUCGUCGCGUGACCGUAAGAAGUGUCACAUAUGCGGAAGAGACUUCAGUCAGAAGCAGAUCUUGAACAACCAUCUGUGGAAGGCUCAUGGUUUUGAGGUGGAGAAGCGCAAAGCGUUUUUCUGUCCACUGUGCUCUGAGCGGGUGAGCUACGGAGCUAACUUCAGCGCUCACCUGCUACAACGGCACGACGUGUCCGAACAAGUUGAACAGCUCGAGUUUAGUUCUAUGGAUGACUUCAUGAUGUACAAAAGCGCGAUACAAGAGGAAACCAAAUUCCGUUUCCGGAAGACAACAGCCAGCAAGCAGACGAUCGAGGGUGUACGCUCUCACUACAUGUGCAGCCAGUCGGGGAUAUAUGUAUAUCAGGGUAAGGGCAAGCGUCCGGCGCCCGAGCGUCAGAUAUACAAAACAGGCAAAGCUUGUCCCGCGCACAUGAUCGUCACAGAAACGCUGGACAAGGUGUUGGUCACGUUCUACAAGACGCACGUCGGUCACGGACCGUGUCCGUACUACGAGCCGCGUGAACCGAAGCGCGCUAAAGGUAAGUGUGCGAGCGAGACGGACACACUCGUGUGCGACACGUGCGGCGCACGCGUGCCCCACGAGCGCAUGCGCGACCACGCGGACCGGCACGGACACGGACUCGGACUCGGACAUGGACCCGGACAUGGACACGGACACGGAUCCGGACCCGGACACGCACGCGAGAGCAAGACAGGUCAGCGCGUAGUGCGUCAGCACGAGACGAUUUCUGAUCUGCUGCUAUGA
This is a messenger RNA of Melitaea cinxia (Glanville fritillary), 1338 nucleotides long. RefSeq lists its product as uncharacterized. The transcript is spliced from 11 exons. The record is from RefSeq and is a predicted model, not a curated record. Gene Ontology annotation, molecular function: zinc ion binding. Lineage: Eukaryota; Metazoa; Arthropoda; Insecta; Lepidoptera; Nymphalidae. Bases 1 to 1338 code for a protein of 445 amino acids. Gene Ontology annotation, cellular component: nucleus.